This is a messenger RNA of Phlebotomus papatasi, 1809 nucleotides long. RefSeq lists its product as uncharacterized. Gene Ontology annotation, molecular function: sequence-specific DNA binding. NCBI's taxonomy places the organism in Eukaryota, Metazoa, Arthropoda, Insecta, Diptera, Psychodidae. The coding region runs from base 98 to 1729 and encodes 543 amino acids. The record is from RefSeq and is a predicted model, not a curated record. The transcript has 5 exons.
UGACAGACCGGUAGAAACAUAGAGAAAGUCAUUGCAUCUAUCUGCAUCAAGUUUAGAGAUUGUGAAGAUUUUAAUAACACUUUCAUCAAUUUAUAAGAUGCCUUUCAGGUGCACAGUAAAGGGAUGUCCCUCAAAAAUAAGAACACAACCAGGAGUUUCUCUCUUUAAGUUUCCUGAUGAUCCAAAUGUUUUCAACGAUUGGAUCAAAGCAAUACCUAAAUCUAACGAUUGGGAAUAUAAAACAUCUCAUAGAGUAUGUAGUCUGCAUUUUGAUGACCUUGAUUUCCAUCCUCAACUUGCUACAGAGAAACGGAGAAUUCUGAUAAAAACCGCAAUACCACAUAUCUUCUACUACUACAAUUAUAGAAAGUUUGGAGAAUCUGACGAAGAUUCCGAUAAUAUGCCAGAUUCGUGUUGCGUUGAAUACUGUCGCAAGAAGCGAGGAAAGAAUGCGGAUGUGAUUCUUUUCCGUUUUCCAAACGAUGAAGACGUUAGGAAAAAAUGGGUAAAGGCCAUUCAGAAAAUUUAUCCAAACUGGGCUCCAUCGAAAUGUCCGAAGAUUUGUAUAGAUCACUUCAAGGAAAAUGACUUAGCUGGGACUGGAGGAAAAAAUUCUUCAAAAAAAUGUUACUUGAAGAAGAAUGUAGUACCGUCACAAUUUAAAAGAAAAGUGGAUAAUUCCUGUAUAACCACAAUAGAAAAUUAUUUGAAGACCAGAGCUGCAUGUAUAGUUCAUGAUUGCGAUUCACAUCUCAGUGGGGAACCUGUCACUCACCUAGGCCUUCCAAGUACACCUGAAUUGAGACAGACUUGGAUAAAAGCGAUUCCAAGGCGUCAAGGGAUGUUUUUCAAUGAUAAAACACUAAUUUGCAUUAAUCAUUUCAAGACUACAGAUAUUAUGCGUCGAUCACGUACCAAUGGUAUCAGAUCACUGAGACCAAAUACUGUUCCUUCAAUUUUUCCUCCAAGUGCUGUUCUUCUCAAAGAAAAAGAACUAAAUGCCAUUAGGCUUGAACAAGAACGAAUGGAAAAAUCGAAACAGUAUUUCAAUGAUCUUACAUCAAACUUUGAAAAACUCAAACAAACUUACCUUGAAAGGAUCAAGAAAACCAUUCUUGGGAAGUUUCGUGCCAGAAUCACAGAUACCUACAUCACCUUCUUCCGGAUUGAUUUUAGUGCUAAUGGUGUACCAACAAUAAAAUCAACUUUAACUGUGUCCGACUCCAUGGAAAUCACUAUCACUAUCAACAAUCAGUUGGUUCAUCACAAAUAUUUUGAACAGUACAUGACCCAUGGGACAAAGUUAAUAACCUUUUCGCAACUCGAAAAUCUUCUCAAUGCAAUUUCCGUUGACUUCGAUCAGUGUCCAAGGCCGCAACUACCUUACAAAGAUUCUCUGAAGAGUCUAAAGAAAACCAUUACAGAUAUGGUUGAAGAUAGCGAUGAUUAUGAUGAUUGUGACUCAAAUGAAUUGCAAAUGCUGCUUAUUAACCUUCGAGAUAUUAUUUAUGCUCAAGGAAAUACUCCAAGAUAUCCUGUAGAAAUGAUCGUUCAAGGAGCAAAACUACUAAAUAUGGCUGGCACUUCCUAUAAUAUGAUCCGUCGCUUGAUUCUGUAUCCUGGAGAGAAGAAUAUUCUCAAUUACAUUUCGCCAGAUAUGAAUCAACUCCCGUGGAAUUCUAACGAAAGAAAAAUAUUACAACGAACGGAUGAAGAAAUGAAUACUUAGAUGUCUUGGACAAGAAAUUUUCGAAAAUGUGACAUUUUCGAAAAUGUGUGAUUUUGUAAAUAAAGGUUCAGCGAAUUGAA